GUUUCCGGAGAUAGUCGGUGUAUCUCGAUUGAAAAAGACACGUAAGACGUAUUUAAUUCAUCGAGGUUUAUUUGACAGUGUACGAAAUCGUUUCAAUUUUAUUUUCGAUGGAGACGGAAAGUCAUGAAGUUAUAUAUGAAAGAGGAGCCACCCAAGACAGUGCAGAAACACAAGAAGAAAAUAAAGCUUUACUCAAAGAAAUCAACCAACUUUGUAAACGGCAGGACAGAAGGAAACCGGAAGUGAUCUUUCUUCUUGGAGGUGCCGGUGUUGGGAAAAGUGCCAUGGUAAACACUCUGGGCAAGGUCAUACGCGGCAAAUACUAUCCUAAAGCUAAAACAGGAAGUGGGAAUGCAAAAUCGAAAACACUCACACUCCAGUGGUAUGCACACUGUGGCGUUGAAGACUUCGAACUACAACCUGGUGUGUUGGUAAACUUUUCUGUGUUGCCAAAUGUCCUAGAUGCGCCUGGAAAUGACAAUCCAAAUGCAAAUGAAUUGCGUGAAAUAUUGGAGAUGGUGUUUGAAGGUUGUAUCCCUGUAGGGACAUCAUUUGACUAUCUUCGAGCUGCACUAAAAAGAGUCAAAGCAAGUGGUUCGGAGCUUUCAUUUACUAGUAGCGAGGAGUUGAAAGUGACAAAAGUCGUAUUUGUCGUAAGCUGUACAAAGGAUUUUCCGAUGCAGAUGGUUGAAUGUCUCAAUGAAGUUCUCAAUUCUUAUGACGAUAAGACGGGGCGUCAAAAAUAUAAUAUCGACGUAUUGGUGGUCAUAACAAAGUACGAUUUAGUGGAUGGACAGGAAAGAUUUCGUACAGAUCGCCGACAGGAGCAAAUUACAAAGGAGGAAUAUCUGGAAUUUAAAAACAAGGUGGCAAAGAAUUUUAGCAUUGAAGGUGCAAUGCAGGACAACUGCAUCGAAUGGGUGAGCUACGUUGACGGUUAUAGCGAAGACAACCCAUUUAUUGACAACAUCGCUCUGAAGUUCUUGAGGCAAAUUAUGCGACCUGACCGAAGUAAACAUAAGAUGGAAAACGACCCAUCUUCCAUUGCUGUCCCUUCACGUCAUGAAGUUGAACAAAGGCAAAUGUCCGGCAAGGAACUUACGGAAGACAACCAUUUAUAUAAACAAUAUAUCCUCAUCGGCCUAGUUUUUGCAUGUGCACUCAUUGCGGGUACUUACAAGUUAGUAAGCAAGCCAGCAAGCAAGUAAAUAAUGUAAAGAAACACCAUGCGAGACAUCGCUGCGCGUAAAGCAAUCUUUAUACAGAAUAGAAAGUCAUUUACAAGCAUCAACUAUUAUAUCUGUUGACUGUUGGCUAAUUAAAACCUAUUCCAACUUUCAUUAAGUAUAUGAACAGACACAUAUAUGUUCUGAUGCAAUUAAAUGGCUUUUGUUUAAGUAUGAAUAUA
Messenger RNA from Dreissena polymorpha, 1408 nucleotides. RefSeq lists its product as uncharacterized. The record is from RefSeq and is a predicted model, not a curated record. Bases 108 to 1208 code for a protein of 366 amino acids. The transcript is spliced from 6 exons. Lineage: Eukaryota; Metazoa; Mollusca; Bivalvia; Myida; Dreissenidae.